Messenger RNA from Cuculus canorus (common cuckoo), 10898 nucleotides. It is a transcript of the gene CUEDC1, whose product is annotated as CUE domain containing 1. Bases 6330 to 7478 code for a protein of 382 amino acids. Lineage: Eukaryota; Metazoa; Chordata; Aves; Cuculiformes; Cuculidae. The record is from RefSeq and is a predicted model, not a curated record. Gene Ontology annotation, molecular function: ubiquitin binding. The transcript is spliced from 12 exons.
CUGGGACAGCAGGGUCUCGGUCACUGUGGCGCAGAGGGAUGUUGGCUGGAGCCAAACCUGCUUGGUGGUGCUGGGCUUGCAGCAGUGGUUUGGGGACUGGUUUUUCCCAGGCCUUGGUCUCGUUUCCGGCUGGUCUCCUGGUUCCCUGGGGUGAGCGCAGGAGCUGGGCAGGCUCGGCAGCGCGCGAGGUGAGCCGGGAAGGGAGCCUCACGGCGAGGCAGGGAGGUUGGAAAGGGAAAGAAACCCACUCCAGCUGAGUGGAAAGCCAUCUGAAAAUAACGGGAAAUGAGCACAGGGGAAACAUCUGGGUUCAGCUCUUGCACUGCUCCUGACAGGCGCAGGGCAGCUGCCACCUCCGGGCGAUGGUGGUUGAGACUCGGCUCCUCUGCCGAGCAGACCAGCUGGCAGCGUGUCCCCACCGCUGCUCUGGCAGUGCCAAACUGCCAGUGUCCCAUGAGUGUUGGCCACCGGUCAGUCUCUUUGCCUGCCGGGGGUCUCCCCAUGUCAUCCUGGUGUUGGCGGUGCCGGGGCGCAGGCUGCAGUGCCCCCGGCCGAGGUGCCCCCAGCCACGGCCGCCCCGCUGGCAGCCUUUGAUGCGGGUGAGUGGCAGCUCCAUUGUGGCCCCUUUGUGCCUCCCUCGGUUCUCGGGGUCCGCACAAAACCUGCCAUGGAAACCAAAGCCAGCCGCUGCCCCAGGAAACCCACAGGCGCAAUUAGGAAAUGCAAAUAUAAAUGCAAAUUCCUGUGCUGCCUUCCAGGGCCGGAAAAGUUGUCCCUGGGCCACUGAUGUCCCUGGGGUUGCUGAUAUCCCCAGCUGCAGGGAUGGGGAAGGCAUCUAGGCAGGCAGCGAGAGCCGGGGUGAGCCGCUUUUGGGGUGCCUUAGUCUCUUCCCUGGCUGCCCCGUGCUUGGUGGCGGGAGGAAUGGGGCAUCUGGGCCAUGCUGAGCCGUUACUCAUAGGUGACAAUAUGACAUUGAUAUUUUUUUCCAUCCUCUGGGUUGCCCAGCAACAAACAAACAAACAAGUGUCUUAAAACCUGAAUUAAGUGCCUUGCAGGAACCGUCCCCUCCUGCCAUGGUUGUGUGUGGCCAGGCUCCGGCAUGCCCUCAUCGCUGGCGAUUCUGCCUGUAUCUUCUGGGGUUUGUUUUGGGGAGACGACUGUCUUUCUCACAUUCUGUGCUGCUGCGGUGUGUGAGCCUGGCAGAGGGAAGGCAGGCUCACUGGUAAGGACCCUCCUCACCAAAGCACACCAAGAAUAGAUGGAAAAGGAGAUAAAAUCCACCCACAAAUAACUCCAGGAAGCAUAAAUGCUUCAGGUCUUCAUUUCCAGGUGGCUCUUACGAGCAAUGGAUGCUCUGGCCCUUCCUUGGGCCCCCAGAGGAUGUGCAGAGGUGGAGUGGGGAUAAUGGCGCUGAAGAGGAUGAAGGAGAGAGUAGGGAGGUUUGGGAAGGAUGCUGAUCUGAGCAAUUCCUCUCCCUGGGGGAAAGUGGUAACGUUUUCUUUUCCCAUGUGCUGGAGGAACUGCAGCUAGGAGCUGGGGAGAUGAUGUUGACAGAUGGAGAGCAUCGUCCACAGCAAUAACGUGUGGGGAAGGGCAGAUCCUUUGUGCAUGGAUCGGAGCCCAGUCUAGGGCUGUACUGCUUAAAACCAAGCAUUUUAUUUUUCUGAGCUGCAGCCCCUAAGUCCUUUCCUAUCAGCAGCUGAAGUGGUGCAGGAUGUGUGUCCCCAUUAGUGGUGCUUUUCCCCCAGCCCCAGUCUGCUUUUAUUGCUGGGAAAUGAGCUCUGACUCCUGGAAAUGGUAUUUCUUCCUUCUGCCUGACAGCUUGUCGAUCCCUGCCCUUGCUCACUUCCCUGGGGAAGACACACGCACAGAGCUGGGCACGCAAGCACGCCGGCGAUGGAGCCUUGCUGCUGUCCUUGGCGAGGAGAGCAGAGCUUGAACGAGGUGGGAAAUAGGCAGAUCUCCCUCAGAAAAUGGAGCGUGGCACACAGUCAGGCUCAAAGCUGAUUUUAAUAUUUGCCUCAGUUAUGGAGUCAAUUAUAAGGGUGAGAUUUCUUUGCCACCACACGUUCAGGCAGCGGUUAAAUGCCCACGAGAGCAACCUUUGCAGCAGCUGAGGAGCUCUGAGGAGCGCAGAGAGGCACUGCAGACUGCACCUUCACCCUCUGUUGGGCACAGCCCUGCCUACAGCUCCAGGGGCCAUCUGCGCAGGAUGGGGUGUCAGGAGCCAGCUCAUGGGAAGGACCCUGCCGCUGGUCCCCUGCACCUCUGCAGAGCCAAGCGGCGGGGAAUGAUGGCUCGAGUCCUGGCCAAUGGCGACAGGUUGUGUGGGAGCACACACCAGGGCCGUAAGACGGUUGCAGGGGUUUGGAACAGCCUUUGAGGGGGAUUCCCGGGCUCCUGGAGCUUGAAUUUGUAAAAUCCUUGUGGCAUUGAGCCUCCCUUGCUGGCAGUUGCCUCAGUCAGGCCAGUGCAAAGCACGGGAUGACGAUGGGGUUGUACAUGAAUUAAUAACGCAAACUUAAAAAUAACAAAACAGAAGUGAGGUGAGAUUUUGAAGAACAUGACCUGGUUUGGUGGCGGGGCACUGCAAGGGGGUGAAGUGGGCAGCGGGCAGAGCUGCUGCUCAGGGGCUCGGGGCUUCCGUCGCCGCCGCCGAGAAGUGGGGCUGCGCUGGCACGGGAGCAGACUCUGCUGCUGGGCUUGAAAGGAGACUGAGAGCUUGUCUCGGCGUUGGCCUGACUUCAAAUCCAGGUUAACAUCCUGUAUAAUUUCUGUAUAAAGCCAUGGUGUGCUGUGAGGGAGCAGAAGGCGUGGAGCAAACUUGAUACUUUGGCUUUUGAGGGCUUUUCUCUCCUCUUUGAGCCCUGUUGUGCUGGGGAUGGAGGAGCCUGUUCUUGAGGCUGGCUGGAAACGCUUCUGCAGGAGAGGCCUGUCGUGUUGGCUUUAAUUAAAUAUCUGUCCCUGGUGAGGUGUAGUGUUUCAGGCAGGUUCUCCUCUGCUGAGCAAUGUCACUCCGCGCGAGGGAGGACAAAAGAGCAGCACAAUUACAGUGUGACGCUGUGUCCCAGGACAACGAGGAUACAGCAGUGCCCGAAUUGUCAGCUUGGUGCUUUUGCGGGAUAGCUUGCAUCAGCCAUAUGGCUUAGUGACUCAUAAAAGAAAAAAAACAACAACAACAAACCCAGUUCCUCCAUUUGCAACUUAAUUAGUCCUUUUCUUCCCCCCAGUCUUGGCUCGCAGUGAUCCUGACUUGUAAAUGUGGUGCUGAGGGGCGCUGUGGGCUGCGCCGGCUCCUGCCUUUGGCACAGCGGGCUCGUCCUGGAUGCUGAAGGAUGGAUGUUUGUGCCGAGUAGCUGCCAUGGACAUUGGGCAGGAGCCUUCUCAGUGGCUUGAUGCUGUGCGUCGCUGCCGUGCCACGUAGCGAAGGGCUGGGAGGUGGAAGAAGUGAGGAGUCCCACUUGGGAGGGCAGACUGGUGUCUUCUGCUUCACCUCUGCACCCAAAAUACCUGCGGGGUGACCCCAUGGCCCCCUCGGCUUCCUUGGAGAGGCUCUGCCAGGGCUUCUGCGCCCUUCCUUGAGGGCAGGAGCCACGGGAUGAGCAGCUGGCAGGCACCCUGUGCUCGCACACCUGCUCCCCAGGACAGUCAGGUUGUUGUAAAAAAGCAAAACCUCUGGAAGGCGAUGGCUUCAGUCGCCUGUGGCUCUCCUGUUUCAUGCCAGCGUAUUCCUGUCUGCCCAUCAUCAUCAUCUCCGUGUUGCUGCGUCUCCCUGUCUUCCCCACAUGCUGCCCUCAUCCUCUCCUUGGGGACACCUGAAGCUGCCGGCGUGGUGGUGGCUGUGGGGGUUCCCCCACCUCCCAGGGGUGCUUUCACUGUGCACGUGGCACGGCAACCCAGCGCCUUUCCUCCUCGGCUGUGGUUUAGUGCCCCGAGUUAAAGGGUUGCCAGCAGCCCGCGCAGUCAUCACCUUUAAAUCUUUUUACCAGACCCUAAAGGCUUGGGUCCUGUCCUGGUAAAUAAUUCACUGUGCCGACAGUGAGAGUUUUACUCGACUAAUUUUGUUUCCAUAGAAACUCAUGUGGUCUCGCUGCUUCACGGAGCCUCGGGUGAAUCAAUACCUCUUUUUUUCCUUUGCACAUGAAGUGAUGACCCUUAAACCCUGACGGCAGGAGAGCAGCAGCCGGAGAUGCUGGUGUUUGGGCAGCACCUUGGUGCCCGUCCCUGCCCAGUCCGUUCCAGUCCAUUCCCAGUGUGUUCUUCCUACGCAAAUAGCUGGGGGUGAAGGGGCUGCCUCUGCUCAGACACUUUCUCCAUUUUGUCCCCUCCCGUCCUUUAAUUUCUUUGACCCUUGACCUAAAAUGGCAAAUUAGCAUUUGUGAAUCAGCUGCGCUAAUUAGCCAGGGAGCAGAGCUGGCCCUGCCCCCAGCCUGGUUUGCUUUCAUCUGCUCCCCGUUAGGUGCUCGCCAACCAAAUCUAACUCCAAAAUUGCCCAGAGGUGCCUCCCUCCCCAGGGAGAGCCGCACACCUUUGUGUCUGCAGGAAUUCUUAUUUUCUUUCACUCCCCGCUGCUUCCCAGUGCUUUUGUGCCGAGCAGGGAGCACAAAGCGAGAAGGGAUAAGCGGUUAAAGAUGGGUUUGGGUGACAUAUGGUGUGAGGGCUUUGCAUGACGGCUGCGUGCGGGGGAAAUGCAAGCGGGCACCGGGCUUCCCUCCUGUGAGGGUGAGAUGGAUGGGUAAACUGAGGCAGGGAGUUUGGCGAUGGGCACAGGGCUUUCCUGCAGGAUGGAGGCGGCGCUGGCACCCGGACCUUGCUGCUGUCCCGUGCACCUUUAUGCCAGGCAGUGCUGUUUCAAACAAGCUCUAAGCUGAUUUUUCAGCUGGGGGGUGUGUGUUUUGAUGCCUGUGGUGAAAGCUGGAGGGAGAAAGGUCACUGAUGUUCAGCCGCCUCGUGGAAUAGUCUUAUAUCGGCUCUCUGCUUUAGGCAACCUCUUGCAUCUAAUUUAUUACGCAUUGAUACGAGAUAGAGUUGGACAGGGAUGCAGUUAAACCAUACAAAGGGAUGCUGGGUUACUUUAAUCGCUCACACUUGCUUGACCUAUUUUUUUAAUCCCUUCCUGGAAACCUUAUUUCAUGUUUGAAUUCCCUCAACUAUUUUAGGAAUGUCAUCCUCCCAAGAUCAAAUUACCUCCAAUGAAACCAGUGCAAGGCAGGCGACUUUUUGAUUAAGAUCUAGUGCCACCUCAUUAAUAUAGGCUUAGUUUGGAGGGGAGUGGGCUGUAAUUCUGGCAUGGCAAAUGUGUGUGAAAGCCAAGGAUUAGUGUGGCGCGAUGCUGAAGGGCAGGGAGGUGGCUCUGCCCUUGCUUGGCGGAGAGGGCUGGGGGCAUCCCGGUGUGGCCGGCGGUGCCGGGACCCUCUUGCAGCCCUGUGGAUCCUGCUGCUUCCCAGCACCGGCGAGGCAAAGGUGGGUGCUCUGGGCGCUGCUCAAGGGGGGAGAGGGGACCCCAGUAGAGCCCGGUCUGGCUUUCGUGCCCUGGCUGCGUGCAGCCCCCCAGGUUUUAGCUGGGUGUCGUCGGUUUAUGAGCUGUCUGGGUGCUGCGGAGGGCCGGCAUCUGGUCGGUUCACAAAGGGCCCUCAUAAAUCUGUCGGGAGGAUGGCAUGGCCGGCCGCAGCUGGGCGAGCAGUGGGUGCCCCGAGGCAGCAGCCGCCGCUACUGCUUCUCAUAAAAGCGGUGCCUUUCUGAGUGCAGGUCUGGCCGUGGGCUCCUCAAUAAAACCAUCAGGUGAGAACAUUUGAGCCGUAACACUGACGAUGCCCGGAGCUGCGACUGGAAUUGCUCCACUGCUCUUGCUGGUCCCCUCCUGCCUGCUUCUCUGGCUUUGAACGCUACCCUUGGAGGCAAGAAGGGACUUUCGUUUUGCAGAGUUUCAAUCCUAUUACAGUCACCCCUGCAUCCGCUGAGCAGUCACGUCCCGGGACUUCUCAUUCCUGUGUUGAGCAGCACCUUUGCAGGCGUCUGGCUGCAGGCAGCGCUCAGCAAAUCAGCCCUGGCCAAAGCCAUUAUUUCUGCUUGAACAUCUCUAGUUUUGAGACUUCCUACAAGAGUUUUCUCUCCAGGAGCCGGGACUCUGGCAGGCCUCAUCUCCAGGUGGGAGGAUGCUGCAGCGCGCCGGGGGCUGACAGGCGGUGCUGCUGGCUGUGGGGAGCGGGACCCCUGCUGCCUGCCCAUGCCCCCCACCAGCUGCCGGGGCAGUGCCCCGUGACAAGCAGGGGCAGGCGCCCGCUUCGCCGCAGCCAGGACCGCAGUCGCUGUGUCCCGGCCAUCCCACCAUGACAAGCCUCUUCCGUCGGAGCAGCAGCAAUGGCAGUUCGCGCAGCGGCUCCUCCGCCCAGGAGCUCAACAACAGCCGCCCUGCCAGGCAGGUCCGACGGCUGGAGUUCAACCAGGCCAUGGAGGACUUCAAGACCAUGUUCCCCAACAUGGACUACGACAUCAUCGAGUGCGUCUUGAGGGCCAACAAUGGUGCUGUGGAUGCCACCAUCGACCAGCUUCUGCAGAUGAACCUGGACAGCAGCGGCUGUGACGACAGUUCAGACUCGGAGGACAGCAUCCCCCCUGAGAUCUUGGAGCGGACCCUGGAGCCAGACAGCUCAGACGAGGAGCCCCCUCCUGUCUACUCCCCUCCUGCCUAUGAGAGCCAGGCAUUCGGCAGCCGUUACCCCCGCGCACCACCCACCCCGCCGCCCAGGUGCUAUCUGUGCUUGCCCCGCAGGACAGACAUGCCAACACCCGGCAGCACUCCAGCGCCUGGCCGCUACAGAAAUUGGAACCCACCGCUCCUGGGCAACCUCCCUGAGGACUUCCUCCGCAUCCUGCCCCAGCAGACCACUGGCACACAGGGCUCCCACAGCUGCCGGCACCCCGUGCCGCGGGGGCUUGCCCCACGGGGCCAAGGCUCUCUGGAGCAGGAGCGGAGGUGGAAGCAGUACCUGGAGGAUGAGCGGAUCGCACUCUUCCUGCAGAACGAAGAGUUCAUGAAGGAGCUGCAGAGGAACCGAGAUUUCCUCCUCGCCCUGGAGAGAGAUCGAUUGAAAUAUGAGUCAAAAAAAUCCAAGUCAACCAGCGUUGCUGUCAGCAAUGACUUUGGUUUCUCCUCCAUAUUAUCAGGUGACGUAGCUCCCUCUGUAACCAGUGAGGCCGGUGGUGCCGUGUCUGAUGAUGCCUUAUUCAGAGACAAAUUGAAGCACAUGGGAAAAUCCACACGCAAGAAGCUGUUUGAACUUGCCAGAGCCUUCUCCGAGAAGACAAAGAUGAGGAAAUCAAAAAGAAAACACUUGUUGAAGCACCAAGUGCUGGGGACGGCAGCUUCCACGGCAAAUCUUCUCGAUGAUGUUGAAGGACAUUCAUGCGAUGAAGACUUCCAAGUACGGAGGCAGCAGCUCCGGGAGGAGGAGGAGACGCCGAAGGAAGGGCAGUAAAUGGUCCCAGCGCUCGGUUUUAUUGCUGGCACAGGACGUGCACAAGGCUUCAUAAGAAGAUGGCUGAAAAAGGAAAAAAAAACACCCAACAAAUAACCCAGUUUUUUGGCUGUUCCCCCUCUGCUGUUGUACUCAUCUGAAGUACAAGUAUUGAAGUGAGGCACAAUGUUUUCUUACCAGUGGUUUGAAAGCAACUUCUAUCUAGCAGAUCAGCCAAAAAGGAAAAAAAAAGGAGAAAAAAAAAAAAAAAAAGCCAGCAGCUGCUGCGGAGGAGCCCGUGGAGCUCUGGCUUGGCAGGAGCAGUGUCCCGCCUGCUCCCUCGGCCUGAGCGGCGUCACAGGAGCAAUGGAAAUCAGUUGUACUAACGAAGAUGCAUUCACAUGUGGGAUCUGCUUGGCCGGAGCACUCCUGAACAUAUCUCUGUAGCGAUCUGAUGUAACUUUACUCUGCGCACACACAGGAAAACAAAAACACGUGAGAAAGAGAGCCUAACAGCUGUUGUCUACUGUUGCUAGGAGUAACGAGCAGAGAUUCAGAUCAGGUAAUAGUUAAAUAAUAUAAAUUGUUUAUAAAAGGAAAGGCCUUCUUUUCCUAGGCGUUUCACUUUGAAUUAAACCUUUGCCUUCGGCAUUGCUAAAACUGCCUUGAAGUAUGGACGCUUUGUGCUGCUGCGGGGCAGCACCAUGGGCUGGAUUUGGCAUCCGUUGAACCCUCGCUGCUGAAGCCGGACACGUCGCGCUGGGUGUGGCGUGCGGCCGGUGGUGCCGCUGCUGGGCAGGGCGCUCAGCAGCUCCAGGGAUGUCCCCCGACCUGAGCUAAAAUGCAAAGCUCGAGUUGAGGAGUUUGCAGCUGAGGCCAGUGGAGGAGUUUUCGGCAUGGAGAGUUUGCACCAGGGCUUGUGAGCGCUGCUGGGUUUGGUGUGGGGUCAGAGCUGGCCUGGCGGCCGGAGCAGAGCACCCUUCCUCGUGCUCACUUGCGGGGUCCAUUUCACUGGGGAGCACAGUGGGGGGCUGGGGGGCUGGCAGGCAGAGCUUGAAUCAUUGCAGCUUUCGGAGAUGCUGUCAGGCUAAAAAUAAUUACGUAAACAAAUUCCUUCCCUCUGUAAGUAAUGAAUGAUGAGCGUAAAAUCAGAAACCGCUCCCGCCAGCACAUUUUCUUCUCCUUUAUCGGCAUAAUCUGUUUACUGCUAAAUACAGGAGGUGGCUAUAGACGUGCCUGUUUCACUUUCUGGCUCCUGCAAACCAGCACAAAUGUUGCAAGAUCGGAGCUGCGAAGGCGGCAGACGCAAGAACCCCAGCCAUCAAACACACACGCAACUGUUUUCCCUGCCUCUCCGCGGGGUUUGGUAACAAAAGCCCACACUGCAGGCGCUGGCUCCCGACAGGCUCCUUUUCAAUCCCGCCUGGAGCCCGCAUGCCUUUGAAGCGGACGCCAAGAUGUCUUUCCCGACAAGCGGUGCGGCCGGUGCACCUGUUGAGCGCUGCUGCUGUCACCCCCGCGGUGGGGAUCGGUGGGGACCCAUGGUCUUUGCCCCCUCCGUGGUCCAUGGACUGAGGCUGCUUUGAGGUAUCUGGGGCUGCAGGGUGUGGGUAGUGCCCCGUUAGCGGAAAUGAAGCACUCCCUGCAGAACCUGGGCUCUGCAAAAACCCAGCAUGCGGAGGGCAAGGAAGCAUCUCAGGACUCCAGCAAGCUUUGCUUCCCUAAAAUCAAAGCAGCAGAAGACCCACCGCACCGAGCUGAUCCCAGUAUUGGUGUCGGCUCCUUCUCUUUUGAAGGAGGGAGAGAAGAACAUCCUUUGAGGCAUGGCAGCCCAGACAAUGCCUUAGAGCCUUCCCAAGCCACGCUGGAAGGUGGGCUCCCAGCCCACUCUGUUCCCAGAGGUGCCCGAGAGGCACAGUGCUCUUUGCUCUGGGCUGCUCUGCACCGUGUGAGGGAAGAUGGGCAUCUGGAAUGGUGUGUCCCCCUACCUGGCUCAGGGCACCAGUGUGGCUGUGGGUGCAAGUGUGAAGCUGGGACUGGGAACAGAAAGUCUUUUGUCUCUAGGUAGGAUUUUUAUCCCAGCCUGAGACUACUGGAGGGAGAGGAGGGGCUCCCUUCCUACCCUCUGCUGGCUCUGGGGUCUGAAGGAGGCUGCCGUCACCCCCUUCCAGUCCAAAGCAGCUCUCUGCAUAUUUGGAAGGAACCCAAGCUUGGAAGCAGAUCAGCUUGUCAAUGUUCCAGCGCCUCUUAGCUACCGAGGGCUUAACUUUCAGCAAAGUUUCCAUGAACGCAGGAAGCACCAACAGGCAGCUGGGCAGGCGCUCAGGCUCUUGCGGGAAGGAAAUACUGGCUCUCCCAGCCGAGGAGGUUGUUACUGGAGGACUGGUCUGGUGUGCAGGGAGGAGAGGCAGCAAAGCACUUGUGCCUGGGUGGUUGCAGCGCGCCUUCCCCACUGCGAAGCCCUUGGAGAGCUUGCUGCAUUCCUCAUCCUUUCUGCUUUGUGCUGUGAUUGUGGAGGAUCACGUUGAGCUCUCUCUGGCAGUCUGUAGCGCUGGGAAAGCCACGUUUCGCAUCACGUCACUCCUGCCUGAACUGCUGGUUUCAACAGCAGCAAGUGGCGCAGUGGUAAAUGCUGCUGUUCCUGCUCUCCACUGGCUGCUCAUUAGUCAACACAUCGCCUCUGAGUUGUCUUUUUAACCCAGCUGUAGUUUGCCAGGGGCGAGGAGCCUGGAGGCAGCAGGCUGCCUCUGCUUUUGCUUUGGGCUCGUCAGGCCAAGCAGCAUCGCUGCGGUGUCGGGCAUCCUCUGCUCCCUGCGAUGCUCCCGGGACUGGGAACCAGGGGCCACAGGGGGGGACGGGUGUCCCUGUGCAGCUCUGCUCGCUGCACACAGAGGGUGUGGAUCCCACCGCCUCGCUGGCUCUGGCUGCCCUGCCGGCAAAGGUUGGGUGUGGGGCGGGUCCAGCGACACGUGCUCACCACGAAGGGUCCUGCGCCCAAAGUGGGCACCGCACGCAGGGCUGGCAGCGAGCGCUGUGUGGGCGCUUGGGAAUGUCUCUGCUAACACGAUCUAACAACUUGCCCUUAAAUAGCCUAGGCUAGGCAAAGCCUCUCGAAAUGAUGUCACUCUGGAGCUGUUUCAAAAUAUCUCGGAGGCACAAAGCAUCAUUUUAAUGGAGGAUGAAGAGUGAUUAUUUUUAUGUCCUUUAAAGAAAGAAUAAAAUCAGGUCUGGUGAGUAGAAAGGCCACCGAAACUGGCUUGGAAGCCAAAACACGUUUCUUACAUGACAAUGUAUAAUUCUCAGUGAUGUUUGUAUCACUUCUAUACAAAAUGGUUCAAAACAAUCUGUAAUGUUUGUGAGUGUUGCUAUUUUAGAAUUUAUUUCCAUAAGUGAUUUUUUUUCUUAAAGAUGUUUAAUAGUAAUUCAUAUAAUAAAGUCCUG